Dentiscutata erythropus is the source of this 223-nucleotide messenger RNA. NCBI's taxonomy places the organism in Eukaryota, Fungi, Glomeromycota, Glomeromycetes, Diversisporales, Gigasporaceae. The record is from the annotation of a GenBank genome assembly.
AUGUUCCUAAAUCGUGGAACGGAUCGAAAAAAGAUUAAUGCGAUGAUGAUGAAAGAAUGCUUAGGAAAUUACAAACCGUUGGGAUAUUAUACAGUGACUACAACUCUUGACUAUGGAUAUUCCAAUACAUUAGAAUUAAUCCAAGAAAGUAAAUCAAAUAUCAACACUUUCGAUGAUUCUGUUAAUGAAGAUGAAACAUCAAAGGGUUAUACAACUUCUCCCA